This is a messenger RNA of Fonsecaea multimorphosa CBS 102226, 792 nucleotides long. RefSeq lists its product as uncharacterized. Gene Ontology annotation, molecular function: oxidoreductase activity, acting on the CH-OH group of donors, NAD or NADP as acceptor. The coding region runs from base 1 to 792 and encodes 263 amino acids. The transcript is spliced from 10 exons. The record is from RefSeq and is a predicted model, not a curated record. NCBI's taxonomy places the organism in Eukaryota, Fungi, Ascomycota, Eurotiomycetes, Chaetothyriales, Herpotrichiellaceae.
AUGCCUGUUGCUAUCGUCACUGGAGCUUCGAGAGGAAUAGGGAGGGCCAUUGCUCUCAGACUUGCAGACGAUGGCAUGGAUAUUACGAUCAAUGACCUCGACAACCAGGCAACCCUUCUUGAAGAAGUCAGGUCGCAGGUCGAGCAGAAAGGUCGAAAAUGUCUGUGUUUUGCCGCCGACAUUACCGACGAAAAUCAAGUGCGAGACAUGGUGACACAGACUGUCAAGGCUAUGGGAGAUCUCACGGUUAUGGUGGCCAAUGCCGGCAUCAUCAUGCCCAUGUCAAUGAUGGAUACCGACUUAGGCGAGUUCAGUCUCGCAAGUCGGGUAUAUUUGUCCGGCACGGUCGAGUCUAACGGUGGCUCAGCUCGUCAGAUGAUCAAACAGGGUAAAGGAGGACGCAUCAUCGGAGCCUCAUCUCUGGCAGCCUACCGACCGUCCCACGGAUCGACCCCCUAUGCAGCCAGUAAGUGGGCGGUUCGUGGACUGACUCAGAGUAUGGCCUACGACUUGGCGGAACACGACAUCAACGUCAAUGCAUACUGCCCGGGGCCGGUUGAUACUCCGAUGUGGGAUCAGAUCGAUGAAGCUUUGGCCAAGGGACAAGGUCUGGCCAAGGGUGAAGCGUUUGCAAGAUCCGUCCAGGCUCGAUGUGGCUUGAAGAGACCCUCGGCACGUUCGGUCCCCGAUGAUAUCGCUGCCAUGGUAAGCUUCAUGGCAGGUCCGGGUGCGCGAAACAUCACCGGGCAAGCCAUGAUUGUAGAUGGAGGUAAGCAUCUACCCUCUGUUUGA